UGCAGGAUGAGAUGCACCUGCUGUAACAAGGCAGCCGAGGAGCACAUUUAGGAGCUUCAGAGCUGUCGGACACUUUUCUUUUAAGCUGAUUUGGGUCAACGGCGGAAACCCUGGGUCCUCUCCGAGUCAGCAGCCCAGCAGAACCCAUGGACCAGGUAUCAAACCGGUCCGGAGUGGGGAGUGAUGACAUCACAGAUGAAUCUGCAUCCCUGAUGGACUUCAAACUCAGCUCAGAUGAAGAUAGCUCUGAUAAUCAGGGUACGUGUCUUGCGGUGCCUCAACCUCCUCUGCAGAGCUACAAACUGAGGUUGGAGGAGUUUAAGAAGCUGUUCAAAGAAAUCCCAGAAAUGCUCAUAUUGGACUAUCCAUGUGCCCUCCACCGGGACAUUCUUCUCCAGGGACGCCUCUACGUUUCGGAGAACUGGAUCUGUUUCUACAGUAAUGUGUUUCGUGGCACAAAGAUCAUACUAAAUCUAAAGGACAUCACGACAAUGUCCAGAGAGAAAACGGCUCUAUUCAUCCCAAACGCCAUUCAGAUCUGCACGAAUACAGAGAAGUUCUUCUUCACGUCCUUCUCAGCCAGAGAGAAAAGCUUUAAGGUUGUUUUUUACAUGUGGCAGAACACCUUAUCAAACAAGCCCCUGAGCCGCCAAGAGUUGUGGCAGAUGGUCAGACAGCAUUAUGGGUCUGAGCUGGGUCUGAGCAAUGAAGAGAUGGAGAGUUUACAGGUUUCAGCAGAAGUCAACAUGCAGACCAGUUUUCAGUUGAAAGCUGGUAGUGAAGAUGGUUCCAGCAGACUGGAGCGCCCCCACUCUCUUCGCCUUCCAGGGGUGGACCAUAGUCCAUUAGAGAGCUCCACACCUCAAGGGGAGGACUUCCCCUCCCUUAUCAACCCACCAAAGACUAACACGGAUGAGGCUCGCAACACCCCAUCCCAACAGCGCAGUCCUGUUCUAUCGUUGGACUGGCUCACCCCAGACCGGAUCUCCAAGCGUUCUUCAAACUCUCUGGACCUCAACGCCAAUGAGAAUGAUGUUUCUGAGCACAGCGGCUCAGAAAGCACGGAAGAAGUGGAGGAGCGAAUCAGCCAAUCCGAGGCACCGGGUCGCCAAAACCUCAACAGGGUUUUCAACCUCAGUGCAAACAAGAUGUUUGAUCUGCUCUUCACAGACUCCAGCUUCACUCGCAGGUUCAUGAGUAUCCGUAAGAUAACAAACGUCAGCUUUAACGCCUGGCAAAAGGACAGCUCUGGGAACAUGAAGCGGACUCUGAACUACACCAUAGCCAUCAAUAACCCACUGAUCGGGAAGUUCUCUGCUGUCACAGAGACCCAGACUUUGUACAAAGAAUCCAGAGAUGGUCGGUAUUACCUCCUGGAUUCGGAGGUGUUCACUCACGACGUUCCCUACCAUGACUACUUCUACACGAUAACCCGGUACUACAUCGAAAGCCUUUCCAAGCGGAAGUGUCGACUUAGGGUGUACACUGAUGUGAAGUACAGAAAGCCAACUUGGGGCCUGGUCAAGUCCUUCAUCACAAAAAACUCCUAUAGCGCCAUCGAGGAUAAUUUCAGACAACUGGAAGCGGAGCUGCUGGAGGAAGAGGCAGAGAUGAACCAAGCAGGUGGAGAGUCGGGAAAGAUGGGUGGGCUCCGGAGGAGGAGGAGAACUUACAGCCGGACUCUGCAGGACCACAUGAAGCCCAACAAGCAGUUUAGACAAGAUCUUGAACCCAGAGAUGAAAACAUGGGUCCCAUGGAAAUGACGGGCUCGUACCGACUGAACACAACAACAAUAGUGGCGGUCAUGAGUGUGAUCUUGUUGACUCUGAUCGUGCUGAAUCUGGGCCUGUUCUUUAAGCUGUGGGCCAUGGAGGAUGUGGCUCACCGCAUGUACCUGACCACAAAGCAUCGACUGAAGGACAGACUUGAGGCCAGAUUGGCACCUGAAUACGGUCCCAAACGAGGACCAGGGUACGGUACCAACGAGGACCUGCAUCUGUUAAAAACUGUCCUGAAGGACUCCAUUCAUCUUUUAGAACAGCUUCGCAGCUCCCUCAUGAUCCUCCAGAACAGCUUUGCCUUGGCCAAUGAAACUUCAACACCUCAGUGAUUUUAAACGCCAUCAGACUGCACAGAAACAUAAACUGUUCGCUGCAGCAAACUGCCUCAGAUGAAAUCCAUGGUGUGUUGCCAUGUUUGCGUCCCCAGGUGUGUCGUGUUGCCAGGAGUUUUCAGAUGCCAGGAUGACUGAAACCUGUAAACGGACUCAUCAGGAGUAAAAAGUUGCAUCAGAAUGGAAUAGCAGCUGGUUUGGACUUCUUGUGAGGUGCAGUUUUUUGGCUUUUGUUUUUAAAUUUGUUCUUAACUACUAGCAUGAGAUAUCUUCUGCGACACAGAAUAUUUAUUGUGCUGUGCCACAUGCAAGAAAAUGCUUUAAAUAUUUUUAACUUGAUAUGUAUUUAAAAUAAUUUUUGUACAUAUUUUACUUUUUUGCACUAGUUUUGUGAAUGCAUGGUCGAAUUAGGUUUUUUUCCAAUAAAAACUGUUGAUUCAGUGA
Messenger RNA from Nothobranchius furzeri (turquoise killifish), 2558 nucleotides. It is a transcript of the gene gramd1c, whose product is annotated as GRAM domain containing 1c. NCBI's taxonomy places the organism in Eukaryota, Metazoa, Chordata, Actinopteri, Cyprinodontiformes, Nothobranchiidae. Gene Ontology annotation, cellular component: endoplasmic reticulum-plasma membrane contact site; endoplasmic reticulum membrane; plasma membrane. The record is from RefSeq and is a predicted model, not a curated record. Gene Ontology annotation, biological process: intracellular sterol transport. Gene Ontology annotation, molecular function: cholesterol binding; cholesterol transfer activity.